Aspergillus mulundensis is the source of this 711-nucleotide messenger RNA. It is a transcript of the gene yphA, whose product is annotated as tyrosine phosphatase family protein. The record is from RefSeq and is a predicted model, not a curated record. NCBI's taxonomy places the organism in Eukaryota, Fungi, Ascomycota, Eurotiomycetes, Eurotiales, Aspergillaceae. Gene Ontology annotation, molecular function: inositol diphosphate tetrakisphosphate diphosphatase activity; phosphatase activity. The coding region runs from base 1 to 711 and encodes 236 amino acids. Gene Ontology annotation, biological process: protein dephosphorylation. Gene Ontology annotation, cellular component: cytoplasm. The transcript is spliced from 4 exons.
AUGACGUACCCGCUGAUAAAAAAGACCACCAACAACAUUAAUGAAAGCCAGCAAGUCGACAAACAGGGCACCAGGGUCUCGUCGCUGAGCUCCGUGGAUUCAGAUGUUGGACUGCCAGAACUAGAACUCCCUGAGAAUUUCGGGGAGGUUGUGAAAGGAAUCUACCGCAGCUCGUUUCCUCAGCCCUGGAACCUUCCGGCGCUCAGAGCUCUAGGAUUACGAACCGUCAUUACCCUCGUCGACGAGCCUUAUACACAGAGCCACGAGAAUUUCCUGAAAGAGAGUGGCAUCAAUCAUCAUCGCAUCCCGUUCAUUGCGAACAAGGAUCCUGCUGUCAAAACACCAGAUCGUGUCGUGAACGCCAUUCUGCGACUCAUGCUCAACAAGGCCAACCACCCUAUUCUCAUCCACUGCAAUAAAGGAAAACAUCGUACUGGGUGUGUGACUGCGUGUUUUCGGAAGCUACAAGGUUGGGACAGGCAGGACAUUCUCGACGAGUAUCUCCGCUAUUCUCGCCCAAAACAACGACUGCUAGACGAGGUGUUUAUAGAUGAAUUUGACCCCUCAACGCUCUCUCGACUGCCCCAGGUUUCUGAUGCAAAGUCGUGGGAACGCUCCGGAGCCUACAGCAAUAUACCACAAAGGAAAGACCAGAACUCGCCUGAGAACAUUCUUCAGCCCGCUUGUAAUGGUAUUCGUGUGGCUUCUUAA